Messenger RNA from Lucilia sericata (common green bottle fly), 563 nucleotides. RefSeq names its product heparan sulfate 2-O-sulfotransferase pipe-like. Gene Ontology annotation, cellular component: membrane. Gene Ontology annotation, molecular function: sulfotransferase activity. The record is from RefSeq and is a predicted model, not a curated record. The transcript has a single exon. The coding region runs from base 108 to 563 and encodes 151 amino acids. NCBI's taxonomy places the organism in Eukaryota, Metazoa, Arthropoda, Insecta, Diptera, Calliphoridae.
AACAGUUAAACGCCCAACGCUUAAACAAUACUCCCAAAGCCGAUAUAGAGGUGCUAUUCUUUAAUCGUUGUACAAAAGUCGGUAGUGAGGCGCUCUACGAAUUGCUUAUGAUUUUGGAAAAAUUCAAUGAUAAUAUUAGUGUUGAACAUGAGGGUCUUCAACAAAUGACCUUAAGAGAACACAAACGACCAGAGCAACGUAAAUAUGCCGAAACUAUUUCGGAAUCUAUAGAUGGUACGAUUUAUAUACAACACAUAAAUUGGUUAGAUUUCGAGGCGUUUAAUUUACCCAAACCGAUUUAUAUAAAUAUGGUAAGAGAUCCGGUGGAAAGAGUUAUAUCAUGGUAUUAUUAUGCCCGCAGUGCUUAUCGCAAUGCUAUACAGUUUCAAAAACAACCCAAACGGCCGAUGAGACCACGUGAGUGGUAUGUUAAAGAUUUCAAUAAGUGUGUUCGCAGCGGUGAUCCAGAGUGUCAGUAUAUACCAUAUAGUACGGUAGAUGGUGCCUAUGAUUUUCGUCGUCAGUCGUUAUUCUUUUGUGGUCAUCAUGUGGAUUGUAUGUAA